AUGUCUUCUAGUUCCUCUGCUUCAUGCAAUGUCAGUGGUAGUAGUAAUUCAUCUGAGUCAAUGAAAGACCUCUACCCUUUGUGGAAGUUUGUUGUUAAGGGUGAUAAAAUAUCGGGUGGUGGAGGAAAUUAUAAUUGGAAAUGUAACUUUUGCGGCGAAGUUAAAAAUGGUUCAUACACUAGAGUGAAAGCUCAUUUGCUAGGUGAACAAGGGAAAGGGAUUCAAACUUGUAAUAAAGUAAAAAUUGAUGACCUUGCUAAACUAAGAUCGCUUCAUCGUGAAUCCGAGGAUUAUAAAAAAUCUUUGUUACCAAAAGUUCCACCUUUUUCAAAUGAACCCAUAUCUUCUCACACAUCAACUGAAGCUACAUCAAUGAGACUAGGGGGGUUGCCUUUUAAUCUUGCUAGAAACCCUUACUAUGUUAGUUCAUAUACAAUGGCUGCCAAUUCUAAUCUCUCUGGUUAUAAGCCUCCCGGAUACAACAAACUUAGAACAACUUUGCUUUGUAAAGAGACAGAAAAUGUGGAUAGGUUAUUACAACCUAUGAAAGCCACAUGGAAAACAAAAGGUGUUAGCAUUGUUAGUGAUGGGUGGAGUGAUCCACAAAGAAGGCCUUUGAUUAACAUUAUGAUUGCUUCUGAAACGGGUCCUAUGUUUAUGAAAGCUAUUGAUUGCUCGGGUGAGAUUAAGGACAAAGAUUUCAUUGCUACCUUACUAAGUGAGGUGAUUGAUGAAAUUGGAGAUCAAAAUGUUGUUCAAAUAAUCACAGAUAAUGCAAGUAAUUGUAAGGCUGCAGGGGAAUUGGUUGAGGGUAGGUAUCCUCAUAUAUAUUGGACACCAUGUGUUGUUCAUACACUUAAUCUUGCAAUGAAAAGCAUCUGUGCAGCUAAGAAUGUGUUGAAUAAUGUUGAAGUAUAUGAUGAAUGUCAUUGGAUAACGGAAGUUCAUGCAGAUGCCUUGUUCAUUAAAAAUUACAUAAUGAAUCAUUCGAUGAGGCUUUCAAUGUUCAAUAAGUUUUCGCCAUUAAAACUACUUUGCAUUGCCGACACUCGUUUUGCUUCAAUUGUGUGCAUGAUUAAAAGGUUGAAACUCCUUAAAACAUCACUUCAAUCAAUGGUUAUUAGUGAGAAUUGGUCCUUAUACAAGGAUGAUCGACGCGGGCAAGCCUCACAUGUAAGGGAAAAGAUUUUGGAUGAAAUAUGGUGGGAAAAAGUUGAUUACAUUCUUGAUUUUACACGCCCAAUCUAUGAGAUGAUUAGGGUUUGUGACACCGACAAAUCUUCCUUGCAUUUGGUUUAUGAAAGAUGGGACAUUAUGGUUCAAAAGGUGAAAGAUGCCAUCUACAAGAAAGAGGGUAAACUAGAUUAUGAACAAUCUACCUUCUUUAAUGUAGUUAAAGGGAUUCUUAGUAGUCGUUGGAGUAAGGGUAGUACUCCACUUCAUUCAUUAGCACAUUCUUUGAAUCCAAGAUUUUACACGAAAGAAUGGCUUAAUGAGGUCCCGGGACGAGUUGCUCCAAAUGCCGACAAUGAAAUUUCCACACAAAGAUUACAAUGCUUUCGAAGGCUUUUCCAAAGUCCCGAUGAAAGAUUCAAGAUCAACACGGAAUUUGCAAUAUUCUCACAAAAAUCAGAGGGGAUCUUUCUCAACAUUGAUUGCAUGCAUGAUAUGGCUUUGAUGGAUGCUAAAAAUUGGUGGGCAACUUAUGGUUCCCAAGUGCCUAUGCUUCAAGGUUUGGCUUAUAAGCUAUUAGGUCAACCUUCUUCCUCUUCUUGUAGUGAAAGGAAUUGGAGCACCUAUAAGUUUAUUCAUUCUUGCACUAGAAAUAAGCUUACUCCUAAACGUGCUCAAGACUUGGUAUACAUUCAUAACAACCUUCGAUUACUUUCUAGGAGAAGUGAAGAAUACACUAAGGGGAGAUCUAAGUUGUGGGAUGUGGGUGGAGAUGAGCAUGACAACCUAGGAGAGGUUGGUAUUCUAGAGAUGGCCGAGCUCUCACUUGAUGAACCCGAGAUGGAGAAUAUGAUUUUUGAUGAUGUACUUGGUGAUGGUGAAGAAUGA
This is a messenger RNA of Chenopodium quinoa (quinoa), 2061 nucleotides long. RefSeq lists its product as uncharacterized. The transcript is spliced from 3 exons. The record is from RefSeq and is a predicted model, not a curated record. Lineage: Eukaryota; Viridiplantae; Streptophyta; Magnoliopsida; Caryophyllales; Amaranthaceae. Gene Ontology annotation, molecular function: protein dimerization activity. The coding region runs from base 1 to 2061 and encodes 686 amino acids.